Aphis gossypii (cotton aphid) is the source of this 473-nucleotide messenger RNA. RefSeq lists its product as uncharacterized. Lineage: Eukaryota; Metazoa; Arthropoda; Insecta; Hemiptera; Aphididae. The transcript is spliced from 2 exons. Bases 105 to 440 code for a protein of 111 amino acids. The record is from RefSeq and is a predicted model, not a curated record.
UUCUCAUUAUUUUAUUUUGAAGAGUACAAAAAAUCAAAAAUAAUAGGCAGCGGCUCAUUCCAAUUAUAGAUUGUGUAAUACUCUGUGGCCGACAAGAAAUAGCUAUGCGUGGACAUACUGAUUCUGGAAAAAUUGACUUUGAAAGUUCUUUAAAUCAAGGCAAUUUUAGAGCUAUAUUAAAGUACAGGGCAAAAGGUGAUGAAUAUUUAAAACAGAUCCUUACACAUGAAGGAAGAAACAAAUAUAUUACACCUCAGAUUCAAAAUGAAAUUAUUAUUGCAUGUGGAGAUGUUAUUUUAAACAAGAUUGUCAAACGUGUAAAUGAGUCUGGGUGUUUUUCAAUUUUAGUAGAUGAAACUACUGAUAUCUGCACAAAAGAACAAAUGGCUCUAUAUCUUCGUUAUGUUGAUGAUAGUUUUUGUAUACAUGAGAGUUUUUAAAAUUCAUUACAGUAAACAGUUUAACUGGUUGUA